AUGCCUGAGAUCACAAUCACCGGCUGGUCGACGCGCGAUGUGCGCUUUCCCACGUCGCUCGACAAGACGGGCUCCGACGCCAUGAACGCCGCCGGCGACUACUCGUCCGCCUACUGCAUCCUCGAGACCGACGACCCGGCCUUCCAGGGCCACGGCAUGACGUUCACCAUUGGCCGUGGCAACGACAUAGUGUGCGCCGCCAUCAACCACGUGGCCGACCGUGUCCGCGGGCGCACGCUGUCGUCGCUGGUCGCCGACUGGGGCGCCACCUGGCGCCAUCUGGUCAACGACAGCCAGCUGCGCUGGAUCGGCCCCGAAAAAGGGGUCAUCCACCUGGCGCUGGGCGCCGUGGUCAACGCCAUCUGGGACCUGUGGGCCAAGGUGCUGGGCAAGCCGGUGUGGCGCAUCGUGGCGGAGAUGUCGCCCGCGGAGUUUGUGCGGUGCAUUGACUUCCGGUACAUUACGGACGCGCUGACGCCGGCCGAGGCGCUGGCGAUGCUGCAGGCGGGCGAGGUCGGCAAGGCCGAGCGCAUGCGCGACGCUGAGCGGAACCGCGCGGUCCCCGCGUACACGACGUCGGCGGGCUGGCUCGGGUACGGCGAGGACAAGAUGGAGGCGCUGCUGCGUGACACGCUGAGCAAGGGGUACAAGCACUUCAAGCUCAAGGUCGGCGGCGACCUGGCGCGCGACCGGCUGCGGCUGUCGAUUGCCCGCAAGGUCAUCGGCUACGACAAGGGCAACGUGCUCAUGGUCGACGCGAACCAGGUGUGGUCGGUGCCCGAGGCCGUCGAGUACAUGACGGCGCUCCAGGAGUUCCGGCCGUGGUUCAUCGAGGAGCCCACGUCGCCCGACGACGUGCUGGGCCACAAGGCGGUGCGCGACGCCCUCCGCCCCUUUGGCAUUGGCGUCGCCACGGGCGAGAUGUGCCAGAACCGCGUCGUGUUCAAGCAGCUGCUGGCCGCGGGCGCCAUUGACGUGUGCCAGAUUGAUGCGUGCCGGAUGGGCGGCGUCAACGAGGUGUUGGCCGUGCUGCUGAUGGCCAAGAAGUUCAACGUGCCGAUCGUGCCGCACUCGGGCGGUGUCGGCCUGCCCGAGUACACGCAGCACCUGAGCACCAUCGACUACGUCGCUGUGAGCGGCAAGCUGUCGGUGCUCGAGUACGUGGACCACCUGCACGAGCACUUCAAGCACCCUGCGGUGAUCAAGGACGGCUACUACACGACGCCCACCGAGCCCGGGUACAGCGUGGAGAUGAAGGCAGCCAGCAUGGACGCGUACGAGUUCCCCGGCAAGCCAGGUGUGAGCUGGUGGCAGUCGGAGGAGGCGAAGCCGAUUCUUGAUGGCAUCAAGAUCUAA
This is a messenger RNA of Sporothrix brasiliensis 5110, 1356 nucleotides long. RefSeq lists its product as uncharacterized. The record is from RefSeq and is a predicted model, not a curated record. Gene Ontology annotation, molecular function: L-fuconate dehydratase activity; magnesium ion binding. The coding region runs from base 1 to 1356 and encodes 451 amino acids. Gene Ontology annotation, biological process: carbohydrate catabolic process; amino acid catabolic process. The transcript has a single exon. NCBI's taxonomy places the organism in Eukaryota, Fungi, Ascomycota, Sordariomycetes, Ophiostomatales, Ophiostomataceae.